Molecule: messenger RNA, 678 nt
Organism: Papaver somniferum (opium poppy)
Lineage: Eukaryota; Viridiplantae; Streptophyta; Magnoliopsida; Ranunculales; Papaveraceae
Exons: 2
Coding region: 1-678 (225 amino acids)
Source: RefSeq, a predicted model, not a curated record
AUGAAUGAUAAAGCCACUGAUGGAAAGCUGUGCUUGAAGGAAUUUCCCAAGUCACUUACAGGCACAUCAUUCACGUGGUAUGAUAACCUAAAAGAGGAAAGUGUGGAUUCCUGGAAAACCUUGCCAGCACUCUUUCUUGGGAAGUUUUACUCGGCUAAAAGGAAAAUCACGGCGAUAGACCUGAGCAAGAACGGGUUCCAGACAUUCGUCGAGUUAGAAGAUGCAGCUGAGAGGAUUGUUGAUUGCAUAAAAGAAAUACCUGUAGACUCUUCUUGGUGCACUACGGUUAGCACUGCGUCGGGAACCCCUCGCAAUGUGAAACCUAAUAUCAACAAGGAGAAGGGGGACCAACCACAAGCUGAUGGCAGAGACCAAGGAAGGAAUAGAGGAAGUAGGCGUGACUACAAAACACCGCCUCCUCUUCCCUGCAGCAAAGAACGCGCGAUCAAGCUUUUAAAUCAAUGGGUCACUGAGAGGGAGGUCCAACUACCCCCAACCACAGUAGAUAUGAACAAAAUGAAUAAAAACUCGGCCAGAUACUGUCAUUACCACCGAAGGAUGGGACACUCAACUGAGGAAUGCUUCGCCAUUCAAAGCAUAUUCGAACGCAAGCGGUCAGCUGGAGAACUCGAGGCAACGAGACAGACAACCGAACACGAUCCUUUCCCUCGUCACUAA